Didymella exigua CBS 183.55 is the source of this 3885-nucleotide messenger RNA. Its product is annotated as lysine-specific histone demethylase 1. NCBI's taxonomy places the organism in Eukaryota, Fungi, Ascomycota, Dothideomycetes, Pleosporales, Didymellaceae. Gene Ontology annotation, molecular function: protein binding; oxidoreductase activity. The transcript is spliced from 2 exons. The coding region runs from base 200 to 3550 and encodes 1116 amino acids. The record is from RefSeq and is a predicted model, not a curated record.
CUCGAGGCCCGCGGCGCAUGAGGUCUAACAUCUUUAUAACAUCCAAAUCCUCCAUGCUUGCACGACCUGACAACAUUCGUUACCUGCUUCGUUUCCCUUCUACAUAUUGUCGUAUGGCGCGCAGCAACCUGUAGCCCUCUUGCGGCCAUAUAUCAGGUGUUCGCACGAUUUCAUCCCUCACGGACGGAGGCCAUCACUCAUGUUUUCCGCCUUCGCGUCCACGACCGACACAAACACCCUCGAUGACGACUCCGACAUGUUCGAUCAGUCUCACAAUGACUUUCUGUCGCUGCCAAUGUCGCAUGAAAGCAUACAUCUGAAGGGUGGCAUCGCUCCCAUGCCUGAGCUUGGUAACAUUGCCUAUGGCAGAGAAUCGGCAACAUCGUCCGUGCACUAUGGCGAUGCCAAUGACACAUCGGAACUCAUCCAUCAAAGCGGCAGAGCCGAGGUAGAUGAUUCUACGCCUGGGGCUUUCUCGAACACAUAUGGCCUCAACCUUACUCCGUCGCCACUGCCGUAUCCAAAUACGCCACACUCAACAGUGGAGAAUGGGUCACACGGCAUCAACGGGGUUUGUUCAAAUCAAACUGACAUAUUAGUAUCAAAACCUGUCGAAGGAAAUGUCUCGCAUCAUGAAGAUGGGCUCUCAAGUCUGAAGGAUACUUUUCUCAAGCAUAACUUCAUGACAAGAACGCCACAAAGCUUGAGCCGCGAGUCUCAACAGUCAUCGACACCUGAACUCCUACAGUCCCAUGAUCGCCCUACGAAUCCGCGCCUGAUCGGUACACCGAAGGGCAAGACGGUCGAGUUGAGGGCAAAUUCUAGCAUACCGGCCGAUCUCUCGUGGCCUGAGUUCGGAAGACAAUGCAUUCUGGCAGCAGAGAGCAGUAGACUGAAUCCGUUUGCGUUGCAUCCGGCGGAGUAUAGACUGCUGCGCAACCACAUCAACCAUGCGCAAGUCACCAUUUACCUCAAUAUUCGGAAUGCAAUCCUGCGACUUUGGCACCGCAAUCCCUUGGUCUAUGUCUCAUUUGAAGAAGCUGCAGGCUGCACUCGAGACAAGCGCUUCUUCAACUUGACAAAAGUGGCUUAUCUGUGGCUUCUCAGGAACGGCUAUAUCAACUUUGGUUGCGUUGAGAUCCCCGGUACCGCACCAGCAGUAUCAAGGAGGAAAACUAGAGACACACCGCAAAAAACGAUUGUUGUAGUUGGUGCUGGGAUGUCCGGUCUGGGCUGCGCGAGGCAAUUGCAAGCGCUGUUCGCCCAGCUGGCAGACCAGAGUACAGGUGGAGGCGAACGACCACCGAAGAUCAUCAUCCUCGAAGCUCGUCCACGAGUAGGCGGUAGGGUAUACUCUCACCCCUUCCUCGACCAGACCAACUCAACCCUCCCUGCGGGACACCGUUGUACAGCUGAGAUGGGCGCACAGAUUGUCACAGGUUUCGAACACGGGAACCCACUAAAUGCUAUUAUUCGUGGGCAGCUUGGCAUCCCAUACCACGGCCUCCGCGAUAACACGAUACUUUACGACUACGACGGAACAGUUGUAGACAGGAACCAGGACAUGUUGGUUGAAAACCUAUACAAUGAUGUUCUGGAGCGAGCGAGCGUUUAUCGAAACAAAGCGCCGACACAACGGAUAGUAGAAGGUGAUCGAAAUCUCAUACUGUUUGGUCGUGACGCGAACGACAAUGGCGGACCGACAAUUGCGGAAAUGGAGAAUUCAGAUGCACCUCUGUCUGUAAAUGCGAAAAGCACAGCAUCGACAACAGAAGAAAAGCCUACAACAGGGGUGGAGAAGCUAGCUGGUAGGGCCUACCAGCUGAGUGCUGGUUACAAUCCAAACAUCACAGCAGCCGAGACAAUACAGAGUCUAGGGUGGAAGAUCAAACCAGGAGCGUCAAUGUCACAGACCGUAGACUUGGACGCUGCUGCGAAGCUGUCAGAGUACCCCACACUAGGCCAAACUAUGGACGAAGGUAUCAAGCAAUACCAAGCCAUUGUCGACAUGAAGCCCAAGGAUAUGCGGCUGCUGAGUUGGCACCACGCCAACCUUGAAUAUGCCAACGCAGUCAGCGUCAACAAGCUCAGUCUGAGCGGUUGGGAUCAGGACAUGGGUAACGAGUUCGAAGGAGAGCACUCUGAGGUCAUUGGAGGCUACCAGCAGGUUCCACGAGGACUCUGGAAGUGUCCUGAUCAGCUAGACGUUCGCUUCAAUACUCCGAUCAAGUCGGUACGCUACAACACAGAGGAGCACCAGAUCGGAAAGGCGGUUACGAUCGAAUCGAUGAACGGACAGACCUUUGAGGCUGACCGUAUCAUCUUGACAACACCUCUGGGGGUGUUGAAGUCGGGGUCCAUAACGUUUCAGCCGCCACUACCAGACUGGAAGCAGGGUGUGAUUGAGCGCAUGGGCUUCGGGCUGCUGAACAAGAUCAUCCUAGUAUACGAGAAAGCCUUCUGGGAACCCGACCGUGAUAUGUUCGGCUUGCUGAACGAAUCUGAGCACGAGGACAGCCUUCGACCUGAACACUACAACGCGCGGCGGGGAAGGUUUUAUCUGUUUUGGAAUUGCAUCAAGACCAGUGGCAAGCCGACACUUGUUGCGCUUCUGGCCGGCGACUCUGCUCAAUACGCGGAAGCAACGUCGAACGAUCAGCUGGUCAAGGAAGUUACAGACCGGCUCGAUUCGAUGUUUGCGCCGAACUCCGUCCCACUGCCCACAGAGACCAUUGUCACGCGAUGGAGUAAAGACCCCUUUGCUCGAGGGAGUUACUCUUACGUCGGUGCGACGACACGAACGGGCGAUUACGACGUAAUGGCUCGUCCUCAUGGACCAUUGCACUUUGCGGGAGAAGCGACCUGUGGAACACACCCUGCUACGGUCCAUGGCGCAUAUCUUUCAGGCCUCCGAGCUGCCGCUGAGGUGUAUGAGACAAUGACUGGACCGAUCGAGGUUCCCAGUCCGCUGGUGGAGAAGAAGAUCAAGCUCGAGCAGCUUGCAACUCCCUCUUUCGCCGACUUCAAGCCGGGGUUCGCACCUGCAGUGCUGCCAGCUCAGACCACAAAGACGGCACGAGCUCAACGGGAUGAAGAUUACGAGGCUGCCAUCAUCGGCGCCAUCCUCGAGGAGGUUGGUGAGAGGCCGAUCAAGCCAGGACGAUCUGGAGUCAAUCCGUUCUUGCUGUUCACUAAGGACUACUGGUACAUCGUUAAGAAGGAGUGCGACGAUGCCCGUGUAGCUGCCACUGGUAAUUUCGACGCAAAGGCCACCAAGCAGGAGGUGCGAGUUGCUAUUGGUCUCAGAUGGCGCACCGCGGGCGAAGACAUCAAGAAGCCUUACCAAGACCAGGCUGACAACGCACGAGAGAGUGCGACGUCCAGUGCGGCAGACUUCAAAGAGCGGGUGGCCCACUGGGACAGCGAAGCUGCACGCAUUCGGCAGGCGUACAUUCAGAAGAAUCCCCCACCUGGCGGGAACGAGGACUUGAUUCUCAACAGCCGGACAGCUAUUGAGCUGGGAGCUGGCAAGCGACUCCGGAGACUGUGAAGUAUGCAUUACUUUUCAUUUUAGAUUCUGUUGUAUCAACAUGUAUAAUUGUUCGCAUUCGACUGCGCGGCACCAGCAUUUCAAGGGCGUUCGCGGGAGGGCCAGGCCUCGGACAGACAUCGUCUGCGAUGCUGGGGAUCGAAGCCAGGCGGCUAAAUGGUCGGGCGGCUUGUGGGAGGAUUAGUGCAUUUGCGCCAUUUCGCGUCUGUGGCGUCGAACAGAUGAGCAGGCGGGGGGCCCAGUGCCCGCUUGAACACAACGGCAUCAGCAGCUGAUGCUGGUUCUGCAAGUAAUGCAGUAAUAAGACGUGUGUCGAUGCAGCCCGCGCUCUGGUU